GAUGUUGGUCAAACUAAUGUAGAUUUUAAUGCUUUUAGUAAUACACAAAACAUUCCAUUCGAACACGAUAAAACUAAUGUAUUUGAAACAAAGCAAGAAGCAAAUAUAGCUAUAUCACAAGAAUCUAACCAACAUGGUAUAAUUCCACCGCCGCCAAUGUUCUCUAAUUUAGCGAAAAGAGACAGUGCACCUAAUGUAGGUAAGACGAUAUUACCACCAUCUGUCGCUAGGAGAAUAGGUUCUAAUAAACCUACGAUAAGUCAUCAAGCACCAGCUUUUGCUGCGGUUGGUAAUAUAUUUGUACCAGCACCGAUGGCAGCAGAGAUUUCACCACCGAAUGCUUCGCAACCAUCGUUUAUGGGUAAUCCUACCAGUUUUCCUUCAACUUAUACUUCGCAAGAAGCAUCAGCUCUACCGAUGUCUACCUCAGUCCCAAGUUCCGUUUUAUCAACAGAUAUACCACCAAUGGCGUCUUUAGCAAACCCUCAAGUCGAUUCAUCUGGAGUACCUACUUUUGCAACUGAAAACCUCCCACCGCCACCGAAAAACGCAUUUGCUGCUCCUCCUGCAAUCUCAUCACAUGCAACAGUAACUACAGUACCAGCAAACCUGCCGCCUCCACCGAAAAAUGUAAUUUCGCCUCUCGAGGCACAUGCAACAGUACCUCCAGUACCUGGAAAUGUACCACCCCCUCCAAAAACUGCAGUUCAGCCUCCACCCACCAUGGAUACACAAGCAACAAUACAUCCAGUAAAUUUACCACCCCCACCGGAAAAUGCAUUUGAUACUUCUGCAAUAGUUUCACAAGCAACAGGAUCAUCGGUAACAGAAAAUAUACCAACACCACCGAAAACCUCUUUUGGAAGUCCACCCACUGCAGAAUCAGAAUCUUCAAUAACAUCAGGUGCUCAAUCUGUAUUAGCGCCACCGCAAUUUUAUACCCCAGGAGGUCAACAACAAUCUAUAAUUCCACCGCCAAUGACUGGUCCAACUAUACCACCGCCCACAAAUAUUCCUCUAUUUCCAAACACGGCAGCAUCAUCGUCAUCUAUGUCAACACAGAUGACUACUUCCAAUUUACAAAAUCAAUCUACCUCAGGACUUGCUUCAAACGCAGCACCUCCAACUGCACCACAGAUAUUUAAUCCUAAUCAGCAUGUAUCUUUACUGUCGAGAGAUAUAACAAACGAUCAAUUGCAACAAAUACUGGGGGCAACCCCUGUAGCAGAGCCACUUAAAAUUCCAGAACCACCGAAGGCUUCAGGUAAUACUAAUUUCAGGAUGACGAAGAAAAGGCCACAAUACUACUCAGGGCCUAUUGAAGGUGUCGGUGCUAUUAGUAACAAUGUAAAACCUACGUUGACGCCGGUAGCUACUACUGAUUUUCAAGGUGCUGUCUUUACACCAGCACCAGCAUCUAACACAGGGCAGGCAGAAUUGUUUACUCCUGAGACUGUUACUGUAAAUGCAUCAACUCAAUCAGCUAUUUUGCCCCCAGGAAAUAAUGACAAUCGACAACAAUUUUACAACUUUACACCUGUUGAUAUCAACCAACCAUCUAACACCAGUUAUCCAGCAACCGGAUCUAGUUAUGAUUAUAACACUACGUUUGACUUAUCUCGACAAGAGCCAGAUGCUUAUGAACCUCCGAAGCAAGAAUCCGCAUUUGGAAUAAUAGGCUCUCUAAAAUCUAAAUUGUCGUCAAUAGAUAUAAACAAGCUGCAGAAUAGCGUGACGACUUUCUUUGAUCCUGGAUAUAAUGCGGCAAAAACGGAGACAAUUGAAAAUACUCAACCUAACUACGGUCAGAAUCAAGGUUUAGAAAUAUUCGUACCCAGUCCGGACACGCAAGUGCAACCUUAUAAUUAUGACGUCCAUCAAAAUAAUUUUACUUACGGACAAGGAUCUAUACCUAACGCUAGUGACUAUUACAACCAACAAGCACAUAAUGUUUAUUCUACUUCUAGCUAUUAUUCGCAACCAAAUUACGGCACAGAACGUUAUAGCCAGACCAAUUUGUCUGUUCAGCAAGGUUAUAGUCAACAUCCCAAUAAUCCGAUAACAGUUGGAAACACCGAAACCUCACAAGGAGUGAAUGUAUGGGGCUCUUAUGACCCCACUACUGCCGGUUAUAAAAAGGAUUACACAGUCGAUCAUAAUAAUGUCACCCUUGCACCAGCACCUGCGGUGGCAGCUGAAUCUUCGCAAAAAGCUAAUUUAUGGGGUACAUAUAACCAAACGAGUACAGGAUUUGACCAACACAGUAUAAGUGAAAGUACUUUAAAUCAAUCAUCUACCGUUGAAACGAAUGCUACACCUAGUGUAAAGAGUACAUAUGAUCCAACUGGUUUUGGGUCUAAUGAAGAUAAUACAGCAAAUAAAAAUAACCUUACUCUUGGGCAAACGUCUAGCGUAUAUACUGAUACUACACAGAGUACGUAUGAUCCUAUAGCAAUAUCAGCAACAACAGCCUUUUGUGCUGGAGCUAAAAUGGAUAGUGUAACAGAUAAUAAUAGCGCUACUCGUGAACAAACAUCUAGUGCUCACACAAGUUUUGGAGAAACAGCAAAUUUGCAAGGCACUUUUGAUUCUUUGAGUACCACUUAUGAUAAGGAAACUGUAGCACAAGUUAGUAAUAUUAAUGAAGAAAUAAAAUUUACUGUUGGCAACCAAUCUGCACAAGAAGUAAAUAUAUGGAGUAGUUUUGACCCUGCGAAUACUGGUUAUGGUAAAGAAAAUGUAAUAGACCAUGAUACAAGUUCUGGUGGUGUUAGUUCAUUCUUCCAAGGUCUUGAAAGUGGUAUUCCGAAAAUGUUCGAAAUGCCAAGUGCAGAAAAUGUAACAGAAGCUAUAGAAAAUCUGCACCUAAAAGAUGACGGAAAAACAAAUCUUGAAAAUGUGGCUUUAGGACAACAAAACACGUCGCCAAAUAAAUUGUCUCAACCAAUUUUCUCUGGUAUAAAUGACACUCCUAAUAUCAAUGAAAAUAUCGAUUUCAAGAAAAGUGGUGCUAUGAAUUACGCAGAUAUGUUCCAAAACGCAGAUGUUCCUGAAUUACCCAGUGCGUUUGAUGCGCCAUUACAGACCCCUUUUUUGGAGAUACCGGACGGUGUUAGUGAAGGAUGUGUUUCCUGGAAUUCUAAUGAAGAACAAGUGGACGAGCAGUCAAUUGCUGAACGUCUCAUGACCUUAGACAACGAAGACUGUGACGAUGACAAUUUGUGCGCGGAGCAAAACGAGCAACCUGACAAUCUAGAUAUUUGUGAAACGUGUAGAGAAGUAAACCAACCUGUACACGAGGAUGAUGACUUAACUCACCAAAUGAUUAAAAAUAUAACUGCCCCCAUACAGUUGUCAAACCCGGUUGAAGUACCUUUGAGGGAAACUGAUGUAAAUCGAAAUGUUCCAGAUGAAUUUGAUACACUCAACCAAUGCGCAGAAAUAUCGCUCAUUGCUGAUGAAACUAUAGAAACGUUGCAAAUACAUUCAGCUGCAGAAUUGCUAAAUGAAAAUGAAAGCUCUAACAUUGAAACAAGUUACGGUUGGCGUGUCGAAGCUCCUUUGCCGCCGGGCGAAGACCUUUUGGACCAUGAUUAUACUUUUAAAACAAAUCCCAAUGCUAUAGGUUCAUUUGUUAACAACAAUUUAUUCUUUGACAAGUCAUCUGACUACGGUGAUAUAAAAACUGAAUUAAAUGUGCCUGAAAAGGAUGCUCCUAUAUUGUUUCAAAGUCAAAUGAGUAUCCCUAGUGCUCCGCCGGCUGAAGAUUCAGAUGACGCUAAAUCAGAUGAAACGGGCGUGCUAGAUGUCCAGUCGAUUGAACAAGAUGCAAGUAAAGAUUUCCCGGUGUUUGAAGAAUUCGUUAUUGAACCGUCUGAGGUUGAUGAUGACAAUAUUGACGUUAAAAGUAAAACCGACGAAGUAAAAGACACUUUUACAAAUAGGGUCGACAGAUUUAAGAAACUUGAGGGAAAUGAUGAUGCUACAGAUGAUUUCGCCAAUAUGACAAUUUCCAAUACGAUUAUGCCUUCGUAUUUUGAUACAGGUAACUAUGCCGUUGAGACGCAUAUAAGAAAAUCACUAACUUCACCGACAAUUGCAAGGAUACCACCAGGUUUUGAAGAUCAUUAUGAGUUGAUACCGAAGGGUCGAAAUCAACACGAAAUUGUAAAAGUACCUGAAACAUCGACACAAACAAGGAAUACUACAACGGUUAGUGAUGCCCACACAAAAUCUGAGACUUCGACGUCUACAGUAUUUUCCAAUAUUACUCCUUUUAUAAAUGAACCUAACAACAAACCAGAACCACAGUUGGAAUCAAAUUUGCCUGAUUUUACUAGUGCUUUUGGCACAAAUACCGAUGCAAGUGUAACUGGUGCUGAGAAAAGUAUAGAACCUACAAAGGAACGUACCUCUGUUAAUCCUCAAGUUAAUAUUGGAGAUAAAAUGCAGGAGAAUAAACCAGUGCCAUUACCAGACCCUAUAAAUUUCUUCGGAUCGUCAACACAAGAACCUGAAGCGACAGAUGGCGUGAACAGACUGGCGAGUUAUUUUGCGGCACCAGCAAAAACUAAUAAUACGAAGUCUUUUUUUGAGUUAAGCCAAGGACAAGACCAUUAUAGACAAAACGAAGAAAAAAAGGGAAGCAAACCUUUUUUUGAAUUAAGUCAAAGUCAAGACCAUUAUAAAGAAAAUAUUCCAAACAUUCCACACGACAGAUACAUAGCUAAUUUAAAUCUUAUGAAUGAUUUAACUUCUAUUCAAAACAUGGAGCCUAACAAAGAGCAAAUAGUUAGAACUGUCAACUAUUUCUCAGUAGAAUAUAACGGUAUUCUUAAUUUUAACAAUGGUGACCCUAGUAUUAACGUAAAAGAUAAUAUAAAUAAAGAACCAACCGACCAACCAGAUACAAAAACAAAAAUAAACGUAGAAAAAGAGGAUAGUAUUGAUAAAUGUAACAUAAAUAAAGAACUAACCGACCAACCGGGUAUAAAAACAGAAACCGAAGUAGAAAUAGAAGAAACUAUUGAUAAAUGUAACAUAAAUAAACAACCCACCGACCAACCGGAUAUAAAAACAGAAACCGAUGUAAAAAUAGAGGAAACUAUUGAAGAAACUUUAACAGAAAUUGUAAAUAAAUGUAAAUAUUGUAAAAAUUUAAAAGCGGGUCCCGUUUUGAGUAUUGACGGAGUAGAUUUAAACGCAGGUCAGGUUAGAUUUAAACAAGCUAUGGACAGCGGAAGUCCUAAGAAGGAAGAAGUUAAUAUGGAGACGAGAACAGAAAAAGAACAAACAGUUAAUGUCAAGAUGGAAGAUUUAGCAUCAGAUGGAGAUAAUAGCGAAGGAGUUGCUAUGAUGACUGAGAACCGUUCUUCGAACGAGUACGAGCCGGUGAAACACCACUGGUUCUACCGAGUGGACUGCGAAGACAAGUCGACAUGGCGCGGGUUCUCUCUCACAGACUCGAGGGCCAUAGAGAACGCGUUUCAGAGCCCAAACCUAAAUGAGAACACACUAGUCCCAACCGAUGGUGGGAGAUACGAUGUGAACGUGGUCGGUCGACUCAGAACAGCAGUCUAUUGGUCGGACAAGCCAACCAACGUCAGAAGAUGUAGCUGGUUCUAUAAAGGCACCACGGACGCGCGAUAUGUGCCGUACACAGAAGCUGUGGCUGAAAAAUUAGAGAUUGAGUACCGGCACGGUAUAACGACAGGCGAGUGGCACCGCCGCCUAGUGCUGCCAAACAACGAGUUGGUCGUGAUGCACGGUCCUGCCGUCAUGGUGCAUUUUCUCCAAACAGGUGCCACUGACGCGUUCAGUACGCCUAAUCAAUCUACAAUGCGCCCGCGCGUCGUCCGCCGCGGCAUCGACGAAUCGGAGAUCGAGGACACGGAACCGUCGAGUAUAGACCAUCUAUUGCUGCUCUGUCAUGGCGUCGGCUCCGCUUGCGAUAUGAGAUUUAGAGCUGUGGAAGAAGUUGUGGAUGAUUUCCGAGCAACGAGCUCGCAGCUGCUGCAGUCUCAUUACAGGAACUCUUUCGACAACGGCAUCGUCGGCAGAGUGGAGGUGCUACCCAUAUCGUGGCACGCGAGCCUCCACUCCGGUCCCCGCGGAGUCGACCGCCGCCUGGCACGAGUCACUCUCGCCUCGAUACCUCGCCUGCGAAGCUUUACCAACGACACUGUUCUUGAUGUACUGUUCUACACCAGCCCACACUACUGUCAGAUGAUCCUAGACACCGUAUGCAGCGAGCUCAACCGAAUCUACACUCUCUUCAUGUCGCGGAACCCGGACUUUAAGGGGCGUGUGUCGCUCGGAGGACAUUCGCUCGGCAGUGUUAUAUUAUACGAUCUGCUGUGCAACCAACCGAUUCCACGAAACCCGGUAAAGCCUCGAAGCGAGAAGACCUACAUCAGCGGAACGGCAGCUAACAACCCUACCAUGCAAUACCCAACACUAUGCUUCGAGCCCUUAGCUCUUUACGCUCUCGGCAGCCCUAUUGCUAUAUUCGAGUGUAUCCGAGGCGUGGACAUGUUAGGCAGUAACUUCUACCUGCCGACAUGUCGCAACUUCUUCAAUAUAUUCCAUCCAUACGACCCUAUAGCUUACAGAAUCGAGCCUUUGGUGAAUCCCGCACUCCAAGAUGUGAAGCCUUCCCUGAUACCGCACCAUAAGGGCAGAAAACGAAUGCAUUUAGAGUUGAAAGACACGAUGGCCCGAGUGGGUGCAGACUUGAAGCAGAAACUGGUGGAGUCCAUCAAAAGCACCUGGUCUUCCAUGUGGUCUUCAGCCGCGCCGCCGGACCAUCAGCUCGAGAAGGUUGUGGAAGAGGAGAUAGAAAAGGAACAGGUUGAGGAAGAGAAUUCGAAGGAUGAGCCCCUCCAACCUGACGUGACUCCGGGCGAGAUGUUGGGCCGACUCAACAACGGACGGCGAGUGGACUACGUACUACAAGAGGCACCUUUUGAGAUGAUCAAUGAAUACAUCUUCGCUAUGUCCAGCCACGUUUGCUAUUGGGAAUCCGAAGACGUGAUGCUUCUAAUCCUGCGUGAAAUCUACGACUCUAUGGGGGUCCAGCCUGAUGUGACCGUCCCACAGCAGAGCCUGACCGUACAGCGGACCACUAUAGUCAACGGCGGAGAAACUAUCGUGACAACAGAUGCGACCACCAGCCGUCUGUCGUAGUUAGGAAAUGUUCAGUAGGUAGCAUAAUAUUUAUUUAUCAUUAGAAAAAUAAUAAAAAAAUAGCAACAUUCGCAAUACUAUACUUGAAAUAAUGAAAUCUUUUCAACGGACUUGCUCUAUUAAUUAGGGUAAACUCGCCUUAUUCGGUGACACGCCUAAUUCAGUGAUACAAGCUUUGAAGCACUAUUCCGAAAAACGAUUUUUGGUUGUUUCAUUGAAUUAGGCGAGUUUACCCUAACUAAAUAUUGUAAGAUAAGAUGGGGUACUAACACUGGGGCAAAACCAGAGAUAUAGGAGAUCGGACAUCCCGGCGGUAUAGUUUGCACUCAAUAGAAUAAAUACUACGCGCAUGUGUGGCCGAGCUUUAAGAGCUUGCGACGCUCUUAAAGCUCGGCCACACAUGCGCAUUUUGAGAGCGCAGCGUUAGCGGAGCGCAAUGAUGGCGGUGCGCCGGGCUGAGCAGAUUGCGAGCGUAUUCAAGCGAGCGCGUUCUGCACAUGGUAACUUCUAAGCUUAUAUUUUGCAACUGUAAACUUCUAAGAAGUACUGAAUGAGACAUAAGAAAUCAAAACAAUAUUUUGGAAUAAAACAAAUAGCUAAAUGGUUAACAUUUCGACGACAACAACGUAUAGGGUACAAUCUGCAAUUUUUUUUUCAGAAAAUUGCACCUUACCCACCAACGUACAAGGUGC
Messenger RNA from Leguminivora glycinivorella, 7877 nucleotides. RefSeq lists its product as uncharacterized. The transcript has 18 exons. NCBI's taxonomy places the organism in Eukaryota, Metazoa, Arthropoda, Insecta, Lepidoptera, Tortricidae. The record is from RefSeq and is a predicted model, not a curated record. Gene Ontology annotation, cellular component: COPII-coated ER to Golgi transport vesicle. The coding region runs from base 157 to 7185 and encodes 2342 amino acids. Gene Ontology annotation, molecular function: metal ion binding.